UUUUCUUCGUUUGGACCCGUUCACCCUCAUCGUGAACCUUCAACCUCUCUCUCUCUCACCAUGAGCAUCGCAGCUCUCUCGCCCCUGAGCCCAGAGCUCCCCUCCCCUGUCUUCAUGUCGAUGACUCCGGUCUCUCCCACUCUGGACUCAGACUGCUCCAGGUCUGGUCUGGCUCCUACCAUCGUGGAUCAGUCCCAGKGCGGAGCCACCUCAGGUCCUGGUCCCAGCCGGGGCUGUCUCACAGKGGGAGGAGCUAACAUGGACUUUUCUCGCAGGACCCAGAAACCUCCUCCUCUCCACACUGGAGCAGACUGGAAGGUGGUCCUUCAUCUGCCGGAGAUUGAGACGUGGCUGAGGGCGACSAGCGAGCGUGUCGCUCAGCUGAGCCACUCUGUGGGACAAGAUGUGGACAGCAGACAUGUGGACGUCCACCUGGUCCAGCUCAAGGACAUCUGUGAGGACAUCUCGGACCACGUGGAGCAGAUCCACGCCCUGCUGGAGACAGAGUUCUCCCUGAAACUUCUCUCCUACUCUGUGAACAUCAUCGUGGACAUCAGAACUGUGCAGCUGCUGUGGCACCAGCUCAGAGUGUCGGUUCUGGUCCUGAAGGAGCGUCUGCUGCAGGGUCUGCAGGAUUCAAACGGAAACUUCACCCGUCAGACGGACAUCCUCCAGGCCUUCAGCCAGGACCAGCACCAGACCCGACUGGAUGCUCUGACGGAKGUUGAUGACAGCGGUCAGCUGACCAUACGCUGCAGCCAGGACUACUUUUCUCUGGAYUGUGGGAUCACUGCCUUUGAGCUGAGUGACUACAGUCCGAGUGACGAGCCAGAGGUCCGGAGAACUGAAGACCCCCCACAGGAGACCAGUCCCACCCGAGACUCCAGUCACAAACUUCACAACAGUUUACCAGAACUCUCAGAAAACCUCAACCAUUCUCUGUCUAAACUACCCACAAUGCAAUGUGGCAUGUCCAACCAGAGUGAAGGUCCAAAGCGUCGUCUUCAGGGCGUGAGUCUGAGCACCCAGGUGUCUCCGACACGUCCCUCACUUCCUAAGAGAGCUGCCUUGUUCUCCAGCAGAGGAACCAAGGUGGAGGACUCAAGAGGAAGUCAUAAAAAGAUGAAAAAUUUCUCUGAGCUUCAUCUUUAUGGUGAGCUCAGCCAAAGCACGCCAUCUCUCGUGGAUCCCCCAGACCGCUCCAAGUUCUGGCUGGAACUGGACUCAGUUUACCCUGAAAAUGUCUCUCAGUCYUACGAGAGUUUGCAG
Messenger RNA from Austrofundulus limnaeus, 1269 nucleotides. RefSeq names its product A-kinase anchor protein 6. Gene Ontology annotation, cellular component: perinuclear region of cytoplasm; sarcoplasmic reticulum. NCBI's taxonomy places the organism in Eukaryota, Metazoa, Chordata, Actinopteri, Cyprinodontiformes, Rivulidae. Gene Ontology annotation, molecular function: protein kinase A binding; transmembrane transporter binding. The record is from RefSeq and is a predicted model, not a curated record.